Messenger RNA from Coregonus clupeaformis (lake whitefish), 2989 nucleotides. Its product is annotated as LIM domain-binding protein 2. The transcript has 9 exons. Gene Ontology annotation, biological process: positive regulation of transcription by RNA polymerase II; nervous system development; negative regulation of transcription by RNA polymerase II. The coding region runs from base 148 to 1320 and encodes 390 amino acids. NCBI's taxonomy places the organism in Eukaryota, Metazoa, Chordata, Actinopteri, Salmoniformes, Salmonidae. The record is from RefSeq and is a predicted model, not a curated record. Gene Ontology annotation, cellular component: transcription regulator complex; nucleus. Gene Ontology annotation, molecular function: LIM domain binding.
CAGCGAACUAGUCAGCCCAACGUGCAGAGUAGCUCAGCCUUGUAUAGCGGCUGGUACCACAGCGUCUUCAAGAGCAUCGCACUCCAUGUGCGUUGCGUGGAUGUUGAAAUUGCGCUGUGCAGCUUGUAACCGCGGCAAGAACUCAACAUGUCGAACCCUCCCAACGACCCGUUCUAUUCCUCCCCGUUCGGACCCUUCUACAGAAGGCACUCGCCCUACAUGGUCCAACCCGAGUAUAGGAUCUACGAGAUGAACAAACGACUACAAUCUCGUACAGAGGAGAGUGACAGUCUGUGGUGGGAUGCGUUUGCCACAGAGUUCUUUGAGGAGGACGCAACACUGACCCUCUCCUUCUGCCUGGAGGAUGGACCAAAGAGAUACACUAUCGGAAGAACGCUCAUCCCGCGCUACUUCAGCACGGUGUUUGAGGGCGGAGUCACUGACCUGUACUACAUCCUCAAACACUCCAAGGAGUCUUUCCACAACUCCUGCAUCACUGUGGACUGUGAUCAGUGCACCAUGGUCACACAGUAUGGGAAACCAAUGUUUACAAAGGUAUGCACAGAGGGCCGACUGAUUCUUGAAUUUGUCUUUGACGACCUCAUGAGGAUCAAGACCUGGCACUUCACCAUCCGGCAAUACCGAGAACUCAUCCCCCGCAGCAUCCUGGCCAUGCACGCACAAGACCCCCAGGUUCUGGAACAGCUCUCCAAAAACAUCACCCGCAUGGGGCUGACCAACUUCACCCUCAACUACCUCAGGCUGUGUGUCAUCCUGGAGCCCAUGCAGGAGCUCAUGUCCAGGCACAAGACCUACAACCUCAGCCCUCGGGACUGUCUGAAGACGUGCCUGUUCCAGAAGUGGCAGAGAAUGGUGGCCCCGCCAGCUGGACACCCACAGAACUUCAAAACAGAAAUAUUCCCCACAAAUCACAAAAAAGGUCGUGCCAAAGCUGAGCCAACGAGACAGACGACGACGAAGAGGAGGAAAAGGAAGAACUCUGCCAGCAGCGCCAACAGCAGCGUGGGCAACGCCAACAGUAAGAAGAGAAGCCCUGCCAGCAACUUCAGCCUCUCCAGUCAGGUACCUGACGUGAUGGUGGUGGGUGAGCCCACCCUGAUGGGCGGGGAGUUCGGGGACGAGGACGAGCGUCUGAUCACACGUCUGGAGAACACGCAGUACGACGCCACCAACGGAUUGGACGACGAGGAUGACUUCAACGGCUCGCCAGCGCUUGGCAACAACAGCCCGUGGGGCAGCAAGCCGCUCAACAACCAGGACAGCAAGGCCGAGAGCACAGCGCCGCAGUCGUCACAGUAGAACACACAGAGACCAAGGCCACCGAGAGCACAGUCAGUGCCCCAACCUUCAUAUGUCCGCUUAGCUGACAUUUAACUUCAAUGGUUGAAUGUCACUAUUUUUGACAUAUUCUAAUGAGACCAUGUUGCCCUUCAGUAAAACAGAGGGAAAAUAAUUAUCAAAAAACUGCUAUCGAUAAACACUGCUUUUUCACCUAAAUACAUACAGGUUGUAUGCAUUGCAAUGAUGACAUAAAACAAUACUGGGUUUUAUUUUUUCAAUUUUUCCUAGAAUUCCUCUGUUUGGAUUUGGUGGGAAUUCUCAGUGUUAGGGGAGUUGGGAUAGCUCUGGGAAUGACACAAGGCCAGUGUUCAUAUGAAUUGUACUUCAUGGACACAUUUUCAGUCCUUGAGCUUUAACUGUAGUGGGAUUCUGUGGUUGUUGCCCUUUUGACCUUUGAUCUGCAGGUUGCGACACCUCUGUGACAGUUGACAGGGGAAGUCAAAAUAAAACAUAAAAAAUUAAAUGGCUCCUUUAAGAGCAUCAGCAUUAUUUUUAUUUUUAUUUAUCAGCCUCAAUCAGAACUAAUCGGCAAGGUUUUUACUCAGCCCAUAUAGAGCCACCAAACUGCAUCCACGAUGGCCGAGACGUCACCGUCUUGAGCUUUUGCAUUUUUAUUGGACAUUUAUUUGACAGUUGGUUUGUUUAUGCUGUGUUUUUUUGUUGGAUUUUCAAUGAAAAGGAAAGUGACUCUGUUUCACCAUUACGGACAGCUUCAAGUGGGGAGACUCGUGUUCCACGAUUGCUUUUCCAGAAUUACUGCAUCAGCGCCAAUUGUUAUUUCAUGCAAACCUGUUUGAUUGUGUUUGUAGUGUAUUGGUGUUCUUUUGCUUCUCCCCAAAAUACUUUACAAUCACGUUUGUACGUUGCCAAUCAGUAGACCUAUGUGAACUUUGCUGACAUACACCAAUGCAUUAAUGUUGAUUUUUCACAUUUGGAAUUUGGCUUAAUUCUUUCUCUUUAAUGACCUACUCCCAAACUGAUGUUUAAAGCUUUUUCCUGCAUGAUUUAAUUUUGUUUGUUUGAUAUACUGUACAGUAUAGUAUGUACCUUUUUGAGACACAUUGGUCAGCCAUUUUGUUCAUCAGUUUGGGAACACUGUUACAAGGUUUCUAGCUCUGUAACAUAGAGAAUGAUAUCAGGAGCAGCGCCAUUGAGGGCUUCCACCAUGCUUCCUUCAUUUUAAAGUAGUCAAAGUAGUCAACUAGGUCGGGAUUCCUAUGGGUUGUAGCUUCAAUGGGUUGCCCAUGCUGUCACAGAUGCUAUAAUGGCACAGAUAUAAGGAUGGGUCCUCUAUCUCUGUGCUCUGGAAAAAGAGGUGUGACCUACGAUUUUAUCCAUUUAAGAUUAGCCACCAUUCUGAAACCAUUUUGUACUGUACAUGACAGCUGUUUCAAAUUUCUAUAGGGCAUUUCGGAUUCUGGUUGUCUGUCCGACCGAUUUCUGCUGCUAUAAGCAGCCCAUUUAUUGUUUUGUUUAUAUUCAGUCAUUGAAUUAAUGCAGAGAUCAUAUCUUAAACAACAUUUUAGUCUCAUUGGAGAGAUAUUAAAGAUAUACUGAGCAAAAAUAUAAACACAACAUGUGAAGUGUUGGUCCCAUGUUUCAUGAGCUGAAAGAAAAGAUCCCAGAA